ACAUCGAUAUUACAAUGGUCACAUUGGGCAUUCCGAGCCCUGCGCUGAGUUCUAAGCCACAAUACAUCUUAAAUAAUAAAAUUUAAGGGCCUGUAAAAUGUGUAAUCAGCAAAAGUGCGAAAACCCCUGUCUCGUUUUUUAAGUCAAACAAUUGGUGGUGCGCGUGUAGUGUAAAAAAAUCCCAAUUAACUGCAACGCAAUUGCAAUGGCGACGAGUCCGAAGAAAAACGAAUGACAAUGAGCGAGUGUUAAAAAAAACAAGAAAAGAAAAAAAUAGUACAGCGACCAGCAAACAGUUGCUGCCAAGUUCAAAAGAAUUAUAAAAAUAAACAUUAUAACCAAGCUACCAAAAACACACGGUCAACAUCGCAUCCGCACAGAUGAGACAUGCAAAUAGUGCAAAUGAUAACAAUCAUAAGCAGCAGCAGCAGACGCAGCAACAAGCAACUAAAACAAUAGCAGCAAAACAACAGUUAAACAACUGCGAGCAACAACAGCUUUUUUAGUUCGAGCUCGAUUAGUACUAAACAGCAGCAGCAGCACACAAAUCAGCAUGGCCAGGAAUCAUUGUCUCACAUUAGACCUGGCAUUGCUGGGGCUCUGUUUGAUAUGUCAUCAAGCGGUCGUUGAUGCCCAUGUGCUCGUAUACAGACGCACCACCACACAGCUGAUUGAAGAGUUCAACGAUUUGCCUGCCACAUUCGGACCUUCCAUUGUGGGCAAUAGUCUGCGGGUAUUUGUGGUGCCACAUGAUCCCAGUAAUCCAUAUGGUUGUGAUAAUUUAAAUGAUCCACCGCGCACUGGCUAUCCACCCGGCGCCAAGUUUGUAGCAAUCCUAUCACGCGGUGGUGAUUGCACAUUUGAGCGCAAGGUGCGCGUGGCUCAGAAUGCAACGUAUUACGCUGUGAUCAUCUACAACAACGAGGGCGAUGAGCUGGAGCAAAUGACCGCCAACAACAGCACAGGCAUAAAAAUACCCUCCGUUUUUGUGGGCAUUACUACUGGUAAAACCUUAUUAUCUUUCUUUACGCCAGAAGUGGUGCUAAUUAUUAACGAUGAGCUGCCCUUCAAUAUCAACACACAAUUGAUAUUGCCAUUUUCCAUACUGAUUGCAUUAUGUUUCCUUAUUUUGAUUGUUUACAUGAUAUACAAAUGCAUACGGGAGCAGCGCCGUUUGCGUCGUUAUAGGCUGCCCAAGAGUAUGCUUAAAAAGAUACCAGUGCUGCGAUAUACAAAGAAUAAUACCACCAUUAAACACGAGACCUGCGUCAUUUGUCUCGAAGACUUUGUCGAGGAUGACAAACUACGCGUGCUGCCCUGUUCGCAUCCUUAUCACAGCCACUGUAUCGAUCCAUGGCUAACUGAAAAUCGUCGCGUCUGCCCCAUAUGCAAACGGAAGGUUUUUACGAAGGGCGAAGCACGUGCGAGUCGGAAUCGACAGCCUUCCUUAGAUAGCGUCACCGAUACUGAUGACGAUACCACACCGCUGCUGCAACAGCAGCCGCAAUCAACGGCUACUGCAGGCUCUGCGCCUAGUGGCAGCAACAACACCAGCAUCAAUUCCGCAUCAUCGGCAGAAGGAACUACAAUACAUGGCACAUUCAGACGUGGUGAUACAGCACGUACUCUCAACGCAGCACAGGAAUAUCAAAGUUCUGAUGAUGAAAAUGCGCUACUAGAUUCCACCCUGCCUCAGGUAAGUGCAUCGUCAUCGCCUUUUCAACGACGCGUCAAUCCUUUCGAUCGGGCAAUAAAUUUGCCAGCUCAUUUGGCAAAUCAGUUGAAUCAGCCAAGGCGGUCAUUUUGGUCACGUAUUAACUUCAACUCCCUAUUUCGCCGUGAGCCCGUUGGCAUUAGCAUUGCAGCGCCGCCGUAUCUUGAGCAUAUUGAGUCCGGUACAAGUGAUGUAGCCAAUCGCGGUAUAACAGAAGCAGCUCAAAUUACUGUUAUUUCCAAUCCUACAUCGAACAACAUACUAAAUCCGAAUUUAAGCGGCUCUUUCAAAGAUGAUGACGAUAUGCCACCGCAUCGUUCCAUUUACGAACCUAUUGCAAUCAGUGCGCCCACAACAGAGCAGGGUAUAUCUACAGGUGACUCGGCUUUCCUACAGACGCCCACACAGGGCGGUAUAGGAGUUGCCGCGCUACCCCACAGCAGCUCAGAUGACCCGAUACUCAUAUGAGUAUAUGCUAAUAAGAGAGUAUAGUAAUUUUCUAGGACAUAGUUCACACCUAGCAGGCAAAAAGAAAUCCCCUCAGAGGGACUACAAAAGUAGAUGUCGCUUGCAAGCGGCUAAGCUCUGGCUGCCAGCUGCUUUGUUUUAAACAAUUAACAAAUGUUUACCCUUAAUACACAUAAUAUGUAAUUGUAAUUGUAUUUGUAAUCAUCAUUGUCAUGAAUCAUGGAUGAUUAUGGUUUGCAUCGCAGAGCACAUUGCAUUCACACACACACACAUACAUAUACAACACACAAACAUAAAUAUGCGUAUACAAAUUGUGAUUUAUUUUAUAUACCUUAUAUUAUUAACAUUAUUGGCUUGUAUAACUAAAGUCGAAACGCAAACAAAACUAAUAUGAGAAAGAAAAUACCAUUUAUUUUUGAAUAAGAUUGAAAUUGUUUACCUGAUUCUGAUAACAUAAUUAAAUUUGCUUGUUUUUUAACCACACAACACUCCAAGAACAAAUGUCACCAAAAGAAAACGAAUCAAACAUGUGUAAUUAAACCUAUUGAUAACCACUAGUUGUAAUAUCCACGUGAACGUUGUUUUCAAGCCAGGAACUCAGUUUUCAUCAAUAAGAAGCAAUUCAUUCAUUGAUUUUGUAUGAUGUUACCGUAUAUUUAACUAAUUUUAAGUUUUGCUUUGUAAUAUAUAUU
Molecule: messenger RNA, 2874 nt
Organism: Drosophila hydei
Lineage: Eukaryota; Metazoa; Arthropoda; Insecta; Diptera; Drosophilidae
Gene: gzl
Product: E3 ubiquitin-protein ligase RNF13
Exons: 9
Coding region: 554-2182 (542 amino acids)
Cellular component (GO): nucleoplasm; cytoplasm
Source: RefSeq, a predicted model, not a curated record